AUGACAGCUUUCAUUGCAAUCACCACCAUUUGGGCAUUUACUACAGAUCUGGAACUGAGAAAAACAAAGUCGUCCCCUCUAACCGCGCGUGACCAGUUCUCCCGCAAGACAAACGCCCCCCACCCAGCCCCGCCGGGGGCGCGGCCCCCGCAGCUAGCCGCGCGCGGGCGGAUGGGCGCCUCGGCCCCGCGCGGCAAAGGGGGACGGCAGAGUUGCCGGGGCGGGCUGGAGCCGCGGGGAGGAAGAGUUAGGGCACUGGCGUGCGGAAGAGGGCCAGAGGUGCGUGGGAAGAAGGAUGACCUAUUUUCCAGGACUGUUUAUAACCGAAAAGUGAGGGGAGAGAAGCAGGGACCGCUCCCCACGCGCCCUGGCGGGGCCGGGAAGGUCUGGACCGCGAGGAACGUACGAUCGCACAGCUUUGGCCGCAGCAGCGGGGCGGCGGGCGGGAAUGGGCGAGCCACCCGGCCCCACGCAGAGCCGAGGCGGCCCGUGGGGCGCGAGGGGCCCCGGGCGUCACCCGAGAAGGGGAGGCCGCGCGCCUGCACCUGCCAUCCCCUCCAGGGCGUCCGGGCGCCGGGAGGGGGCAGCAGGGACAGCGGCGUGCGCGCCCCCCGCCCGGGCAGGGCCUUCAGGGCAGAGGCCGAGCGGCGCCCUCCGACCCCGCGGGCCGCCCCAAAGCACCCCAUCCCACCCAGGGCCCGGGAGCUGCCGGCCGAGGCGCGGGCCCGGACCGCGGCCCGAGGGGCGCCGGCCGGGGCUGGGGGCGGAGGCGCGCAGGCGGAGGGGCUGAGGCCGGCACUCACCUGCCUGCUUCCCCCUGCGCGCAGAGGCGGCGCCACACUCCGGCUGGACCCCACCGUCCGCCUCAACCAAGCCCCAGGCGGCGGUGGCGGCGGCCGGACGGGAGAGGCGGGGCGGCGGGCUGAAAAGGCCCAGCCGCCGCGGCCCAACCCGGCUCCGCCCGUCCCCGGAGCCCCGCCCCAGGGGCGCCGCCGCCGCCGCCCAUUGGCCCACGAGCCAGCCUUCCGUUCGUGUUCCUCCCCAGCCAUUCCCGGGGUCCAGAGCGGCCGGCUAAAACCCCGCCAGCUUCGGGACCACCAUUGGCUGGGCUUCGCCUACACCCGAGUCCUGAUUGGGAGACGCGAGUUCCGGGACCCGCCUCCCGCGCUCAAGUUCCGUUAG
Messenger RNA from Choloepus didactylus (southern two-toed sloth), 1182 nucleotides. RefSeq names its product translation initiation factor IF-2-like. The transcript is spliced from 4 exons. Bases 1 to 1182 code for a protein of 393 amino acids. NCBI's taxonomy places the organism in Eukaryota, Metazoa, Chordata, Mammalia, Pilosa, Megalonychidae. The record is from RefSeq and is a predicted model, not a curated record.